AUGGCAGUAAUUGAUGCAGAGUGUGAAUGUUUUAUUGAUCAGCAACAGCUGCUUUUGGACUGCAAGUCCCCCCAGACUUGGGGCCACAUGCUUCUCUGGACAGCUGUGCUAUUCCUAGCUCCUGUUGCUGGGACACCUGCAGCUCCCUCAAAGGCUGUGCUGAAACUCGAGCCCCCAUGGAUCAACGUGCUCCAGGAGGACUCAGUGAUUCUGAUGUGCCAGGGGGUGCACAGCUCUGAGAGCAACUCCACUCAGUGGUUCCACAAUGGGAAUCUCAUCCCCACCCAAAAACAGCCCAGCUACAGCUUCAAGGCCAACAACAAUGACAGCGGGGAAUACAGGUGCCAGACCAGCCAGACCAGCCUCAGUGACCCUGUGCAUCUGGCUGUGCUUUCUGAGUGGUUGGCGAUCCAGACCCCUAGGCUGGAGUUCCAGGAGGGAGAAACCAUCAUGCUGAGGUGCCACAGCUGGAAAGACAAGCCUCUGGUCAAAGUUACAUUCUUCCAGAAUGGAAAAUCCAAGAAAUAUUCCCGUUUGGAUACAAGCUUCUCCAUCCCACAAGCAAACCAUAGUCACAGUGGUGAUUACCACUGCACAGGAAGCCUAGGCCACACGCUGCGCUCUUCCAAGCCUGUGACCAUCACUGUCCAAGUGCCCAGCAUGAGCUCUUCGUGGAUGGGAAUCAUUGUGGCCGUGGUCACUGGGAUUGCUAUAGCGGCCAUUGUUGCUGCUGUAGUGGCCUUGAUCUGCUGCAGGAAAAAGCGGAUUUCAGCCAAUCACUAAUCCUGACGAGGCUGACAAAGUUGGGGCUGAGAACACAAUCACCUAUUCACUUCUCAUGCAUCCCAGUUGCUCUGGAAGAAUUAAUUAAUAGAGCCCGAUGACCAGAACCGUAUUUAGUCUCCAUUGUCUUGCCCUGGUAUUUGAGAAGAAAAUCAGAGAGGGGAAGAUCUGGUAUUUCCUGGCCUAAAUUACCCUUAGGGAGGAUAAAGAGAUGCUGCCAUUCCAAAAGAGAGGGACUCUUCCAGAGUCAUCUACCUGAGUCCCGAAGCUCCCUGUCCUGAAAGUCACAGACAAUAUGGUUACAGAUGACCAGCUGCACCUUCUGUGUUUCAGCCCUUCUUGACAUCCAAACCCUUCUGUUCCACAUCCACAUAGCCAAUACGAUUAAUCAAACCACUGCUAUUAACAGAUUGUAGCAACAUGGGAAAUGCUUAUCUUACAGGUGAUGUGAGAACAAUCAUGUAAAUCUAUAUGAUUUCACAAAUGUUAAAACAGACUCACCUCUACCAACAGAUUAAAAAUGAUUGUAUCUGGGUGAUAAAAUUAUUGAUGAUUUUUAUCUUCUUUAUUUUUCUAUAAAGAUUGUAUAUUACUUUUAUAAUAAAACAUUAU
Molecule: messenger RNA, 1395 nt
Organism: Cebus imitator (Panamanian white-faced capuchin)
Lineage: Eukaryota; Metazoa; Chordata; Mammalia; Primates; Cebidae
Product: low affinity immunoglobulin gamma Fc region receptor II-c-like
Exons: 2
Coding region: 1-783 (260 amino acids)
Biological process (GO): cell surface receptor signaling pathway
Molecular function (GO): transmembrane signaling receptor activity
Source: RefSeq, a predicted model, not a curated record